AUGACUUCCAAACGACCGCUCCGAUCACUCGUCUCGACCGCUUCAUCAUCACUCCGGCCCGCGCAAAUAUCCAGAACGUCCUUCGUGCGGUCCUCCGCAUGCGCAUUUUCGAGCACCACCCCAUCGAGGUCCACGGAAUAUGACGCAGAAGCUACACCAGCCGUCGACAGGCCGCGAUGGAAACAGACACCUCCGCGAAUGAUGGCGCCUCACAGGAUACGGCCGAAAGCCAGAGGGGGCGUUUACCAGGUCAAUGAGGACCCGAAAAAGCUGGACGAUGCGUAUAUACGCAUGUUGGGCCCCGGAGGAGACAAGAUACUGGGAGAAGACGUAAAGUGGUUAGCCGUCACACACAAGAGCUUCGACCACGGAAGAAGAGGAUUCAACGACCGAUUAGCAUACUUGGGACGGAGGAUAGUCGAACUACAAACAACACAGGCGCUCAUAAACUCGCCGCAGGAGAAUCAAUGGCCAAGAGAUCCCACUGGUGUACCAAUCAGCGACGAGUUUGGACGCAAACCAUACCUACAUCCCGCCUUGAAUGGGCUGCAAGGCCUGACCGACGAGGCCGAGAGUCUGGUCUUGAGCAAGACACGGCUAGCACCGAUAGCAGAGCGAUACCGUUUGGACAAGGUCACACGGUGGACACCCAAGAGGGCGGACAACCUCCAAGGCUCUGGUUUUGAAACUGUCCUCAUGACUUCUCUAUACGCCAUCGUCGGAGCGGUCGCUCUCGAGCGUGGCGGCGAGGUGGCCAACAAGGUUGUGCAAGAAAAGAUACUCGCACCGCUUGGCUUCAGCUUCUCGCCCGAAUCAUGA
Molecule: messenger RNA, 819 nt
Organism: Alternaria triticimaculans
Lineage: Eukaryota; Fungi; Ascomycota; Dothideomycetes; Pleosporales; Pleosporaceae
Exons: 3
Coding region: 1-819 (272 amino acids)
Biological process (GO): RNA processing; mitochondrial translation
Cellular component (GO): mitochondrial large ribosomal subunit
Molecular function (GO): ribonuclease III activity; structural constituent of ribosome
Source: RefSeq, a predicted model, not a curated record